CUCCUGCUCCUCCGGGCCGGGACACACCUACUUCAACUUUCUCAGCAGCCUCUAGGGCUGGGGCUGCGCUGAGCGAGCGCCUUCCUGCUCCACCGCUCCAGCUCCCGAGCGUUUGCCGGCGGCGCAGGGCUCCACCCCGGCCGCCCACUCCGCUCGGGGCGCCCUCCCCUGCCCCAAGGCUCCAGGAGUUCUUUUCACCAUGACCAUUGUCGCCCUGGGUCUGGCCACGUUGCUGCUCUGUUGUGUGACCUGUGAGAAGCUUCUAGAAGGAACAGACUCCUCCUCCGUGUGGCACUUUACACACUCCCUUUACAAUGCCACCAUCUAUGAAAACUCUGCCCCCAAGACCUACGUGGAGAGCACCGUGAAGAUGGGCAUGUACCUCGCAGAGCCGCAGUGGGCAGUGCGCUACCGGAUCAUCUCUGGGGAUGUGGUCAAUGUCUUUAAAACCGAGGAAUACGUGGUGGGGAACUUCUGCUUCCUGAGGAUAAGGACAAAGAGCAGCAACACGGCGCUUCUGAACAGGGAGGUUCGAGACAGCUACACCCUCAUCAUCCAAGCCACAGAGAAGACCUUGGAGUUGGAAGCCCUGACCCGCGUGGUGGUCCGCAUCCUGGACCAGAAUGACCUGAAGCCUCUCUUCUCCCCACCUUCCUACCGAGUCACCAUCUCUGAAGACAUGCCUCUGAAAAGCCCCAUCUGCAAAGUGACUGCCACAGACGCUGACCUGGGCCAGAACGCCGGGCUCUAUUACACUUUUAACACAAGGUCCAAGAUCUUUGCCGUCCAUCCCACCAGCGGUGUGGUCACGGUAGCUGGGAAGCUCAACGUCACCUGGCGAGGGAAGUAUGAGCUCCAGGUGCUGGCUGUGGACCGCAUGCGAAAAAUCUCUGAGGGCAAUGGCUUUGGCAACGUGGCGGCCCUCACAAUCCACGUGGAGCCCGCACCCAGAAAGCCCCCGGCCAUUGCCUCGGUGGUAGUAGACGGUAAUGAAGGCACCACAUACGCCACGGUGAUGGUACAUGCCAACGGCUCACCGGCAGAUGUAGACUUGCUGGAGGUCGUUGGUGGUGACCCUGGAAAGCAUUUCAAAGCCAUCAGGUCCUACGCCCGGAGCAGUGAGUUCAGUCUGGUGUCCAUCAAAGACAUCAACUGGCUGGAACAUCUUCAUGGCUUCAACCUCAGCCUCCAGGCCAGCAGUGGGAAUAGACCUUCCUUCCACUCCCAGAUCAGGGGCUUUCACCUGCCACCUUCCAGGCUGGCUUCGCUCAAGUUUGAGCAGCCCGUUUACAGAGUUCGGCUUAGUGAGUUUUCCCCUCCUGGCAGUCGUGUGGUGCUGGUGACAGUCACGCCGGCUGUGCCCAACCUGCAGUAUGUCCUGAAGCCAUCCCCUGAGAGCACAGCGUUUAAACUUCAUACGCGCACCGGCUUGAUCACCACUGCGAAGCUCAUGGACUUCCGUGACCAAGCCCACUACCAACUUCACGUCAGAACCUCACCAGGCCUGGCCUCCACCACGGUGCUGAUUGACAUCGUGGACUGCAACAACCAUGCUCCCAUCUUUCACAGGUCUUCCUACGAGGGCACUGUGGACGAGAACAUCCCUCCGGGCACGAGUGUCCUAACUGUGACUGCCACAGACUGGGAUCUCGGGGAGAAUGGCUACGUCACCUACUCCAUCACUGGCCCCAAGGCUGUGCCAUUUUCUAUUGACCCAUUUUUGGGGGUCAUCUCCACCUCCAAACCCAUGGACUAUGAGCUCAUGAGAAGAAUUUAUACCUUCCGAGUACGGGCAUCAGACUGGGGAGCCCCUUUUCGCCAGGAGAAGGAAGUGUCCGUUUCUCUUAGGCUCAAGAAUUUGAAUGACAACUGGCCGAUGUUUGAGGAAGUCAAUUGCACCACGUCUGUUCGCCAAGACUGGCCAGUGGGGAAGUCAGUGAUGACGUUCUCAGCCAUAGACGUGGAUGAGCUUCAGAACCUGAAGUAUGAGAUCGUGUCAGGCAAUGAACUAGAGUAUUUUGAUCUAAAUCAUUUCUCAGGGGUGAUAUCCCUCAAACGCUCUCUCACAAAUCUUAGUCCUGGUCAACCCACUAACUAUUCUCUAAAAAUCACAGCCUCGGAUGGCCAAAACUAUGCCUUGCCCACAACACUGAAUGUCACUGUGGUGAAAGACCCUCGUUUUGAGCUUCCUGUCACAUGUGAUAAAACGGGGGUACUGACGCAUUUCACCAAGACGGUCCUCCACUCUAUUGGGCUCCAGGACCAGGAGUCCAGUGAUGAGGAAUUCACUUCUCUUUCCACAUAUCAGAUCAAUCAUCAUGCCCCCCAGUUUGCAGACCACUUCCCCCAGUCCAUUGACGUCCUUGAGCAUGUCCCCAUCGAUACCUCCUUGGCCCGCCUGGCAGCCACUGACCCCGAUGCUGGCUUUAAUGGCAAGCUGGUCUAUGUGAUCGCCGAUGGUAAUGAGGCGGGCUGCUUUGACAUCGAGCUGGAGACGGGGCUGCUCACUGUGGCUGCUCCCUUGGAUUAUGAAACCACCAGUUUCUACCUCCUCAAUGUAACAGUGUAUGACCUGGGGACUCCCCAGCUGUCCUCCUGGAAGCUGCUAACAGUGAAUGUGAAAGACUGGAAUGACAAUGCCCCCAGAUUCCCUCCUGGUGGGUACCAGCUAACCAUCUCGGAGGACACAGAGGUGGGAACCACCAUUGCAGAGUUAAAAACAAAAGAUGCAGAUUCAGAAGACAACGGGAGGGUUCGCUACACCUUGCUAAGUCCCACGGAGAAGUUCUCCCUUCACCCUCUCACUGGGGAACUUGUUGUCACAGGACCUCUGGACCGGGAAUCAGAACCUCGGUAUGUACUCAAGGUAGAGGCCAGGGAUCAGCCCAAGAAGGGCCACCAGCUCUUCUCUGUCACAGACUUGAUAAUCACAUUAGAAGAUGCCAAUGAUAACUCUCCCCAGUGCAUCACAGAACUCAGCAGCCUGAGGGUGCCAGAGGACCUGCCCCCAGGGACUACCCUGACCUUCCUGGAUGCCUACGAUCCUGACCUGGGUCCUGCGGGCGAAGUGCAAUACGUCUUGUCCGAUGACCUCCAUGGAACCUUCCAGGUGGAUUCAGGGACUGGGGCUCUGAGUCUGGAGAAAGAGUUGGACUUUGAGAGGCGGGCUGGGUACAACCUGAGCCUGUGGGUCAGUGACAGUGGGAGGCCCCUGCCGCGCAGGACCCUCUGCCGAGUGGAGGUGAUAGUCUUGGACGUGAAUGAGAAUCUCCACCCUCCUCGCUUUGCCUCCUUUGUGUACCAGGGCCAGGUGCAGGAGGACAGCCCCCCAGGCACGCAGGUGAUGCAAGUGACAGCCCACGAUGAUGACAGCGGCUUGGACGGGGAGCUCCAGUACUUCCUCCGGGCCGGCACCAGCCUUGCAGCUUUCAGUAUCGACCCAGACACAGGAAUGAUUCAGACUCAGGCAGCUCUGGACCGAGAAUCCAUACCCUACUACUGGUUGACUGUACUGGCCGUCGACAGGGGUUCUGUGCCCCUCUCGUCUGUCACGGAAGUCUACAUUGAGAUUAUGGAUGUCAACGACAACCCACCCCGGAUGUCCAGACCUGUGUUCUACCCCUGCAUCCGGGAGGAUGCACCCCUGGGUACUUCUGUGCUUCAGCUGGAUGCCUGGGACCCAGACUCCAGCUCCAGAGGGAAGCUGACCUUCAACAUCACCAGUGGGAACCACAUGGGCAUGUUCGUUAUCCAUCCUGUCACAGGUCUCCUUUCCACGGCCCGGCAGCUGGACCGAGAGAGCAAGGAUGAGCAUAUCCUGGAGGUGACCGUGCUGGACAACGGGGAGCCGUCCCUGAAGUCCACCUCCAGGGUGGUGGUGUGCAUCUUGGACAUCAAUGACAACGCACCUGUGUUCUCCCACAAGCUCUUCAGUGUCCGCCUCCCAGAAAGGCCAAGCCCAGUGUCCCCUGGGGCUGUGUACAGGCUGGUAGCUUCAGACCCAGACGACGGUCUCAAUGGCAGCAUCACCUACAGCAUUGAGGAGAGUGAUGAGGAAGGCUUCAGUAUCGAUCCGGUUACAGGUGUGGUGUCAUCCAGCAGCACCUUCACGGCGGGGAAGUACAACAUCCUAACGAUCAAGGCGACAGACAGCGGGCAGCCACCGCUCUCCACCAGCGUGCGGCUCCACGUGGAAUGGAUCCCCCAGCCUCGGCCAUCCUCCAUACCGCUGGCCUUCGACGAGAUGCCCUACAGCUUUACAGUCAUGGAGACAGACCCCGUGAACCACAUGGUGGGGGUCCUUAGUGUUGAGGGCCGACCCGGCCUCUUCUGGUUCCACAUCACAGGUGGGGACAAGGACAUGGACUUUGACAUUGAGAAGACCACCGGCAGCAUUGUCAUUGCCAGGCCCCUUGAUACGAGGACAGGGUCCAGCUACAACUUGACCGUGGAGGUGACCGAUGGCUUCCACACCAUUGCCACUCAGGUCUACAUCUUCCUGAUUGCCAACGUGAACCGCCACCGGCCUCAGUUUCUGGAGGCUCAUUACGAGGUCAGCGUCCCCCAGGAUACCCUCCCUGGGGUCGAGCUCCUUCGAGUCCAGGCCACAGAUCAAGACAAGGGCAAAGGCCUCAUCUAUACCAUACAGGGCAGCCAGGACCCAGGGAGUGCCAGCCUCUUCCAGCUGGACCCGAGCACUGGUAUCCUGGUGACGGUGGGGAAGCUGGACCUGGGCUCAGGGCCCUCCCAGCACACGCUGACGGUUAUGGUCCGAGACCAAGAGAUGCCCAUCAAGAGGAACUUUGUGUGGGUGACCAUUCGUGUGAAGGAUGGAAACCUCCACCCACCACGCUUCACCCAGCUCCAUUACGAGGCAAGAGUUCCUGACACCAUCGUGCCCGGCUCAGAGGUGCUUCAGGUCCGAGCUGUGGAUGCUGAUCGGGGAGCCAAUGCUGAGGUCCACUAUUCCCUCCUGAAAGGGAACAGUGAGGAUUUAUUCAACAUCGACAUCCUGCAAGGCAUCAUCACUGUAGCCCAGAAACUCAAUCAGGCAAAUCACAUCCAGCACACUUUGAUAGUGAAGGCAGAAGAUCAGGGCUCCCCGCGGAGGCAUGACCUGGCUACCGUGGUCGUUCACGUCUGUCCCUCAGACAGCAGUGUCCCCAUGUUUUCGAGCACUGAGUACUUUGUGGAAGUCCCAGAAUCAAUCCCGAUUGGCUCUCCAAUCUUCCUGGUCUCUGCCACAACACGCUCUGAAGUUACCUACGAGUUAAGAGAGGGAAACAAGGAUGGCGUAUUCUCCAUGAACUCAUAUUCUGGCCUCAUUUCCACCCAGAAGAACUUAGACCAUGAGAAAAUCUCCUCUUACCAGCUGAAAAUCCGAGGCAGCAAUAUGGCGGGUGCAUUUACUGACAUCAUAGUGCUCGUUUACAUCAUUGAUGAAAAUGACAAUGCACCCAUGUUCUUAAAUUCAACCUUUGUGGGCCAAAUUAGUGAAGCAGCUCCAUUGUACAGCAUGAUCAUGGAUGAAGACCACAAUCCCUUUGUGAUUCGUGCCUCUGACAAGGACAAGGAAGCUAAUUCCUUGUUGGUCUAUAAAAUUUUGGAUCCAGAGGCCUCAAAGUUUUUCAAAAUAGAUCCUAGUAUGGGAACCCUAGUCAUUAUAUCUGAGAUGGAUUAUGAGAGCAGGCCCCUCUUCCAGUUCAAUGUCGAUGUCCAUGACCAAGGGAGCCCCAUCUUAUUUGCACCCAAGCCUGCCAAGGUCAUCAUCUAUGUCAGAAAUGUGAAUGACUGUCCUCCCAGGUUCGCAGAGCAGAUAUAUGAAGUAGCAGUCGUGGGACCCGUUCAUUUUGGGAUGGAGCUCCUCACCGUGCGGGCCAGUGACGAUGACUCAGAAGUCACCUAUAGCAUCAAAAUUGGCAAUGCUGACGAAGCUGUUGCCAUUCAUCCAGUCACCGGCUGCAUAUCUGUGCUGAAUCCAGCUAUUCUGGGACUCUCUCGGAAGCUCACCAUUAGUGCUUCUGAUGGCCUGUAUCAAGAUACUGCAUUGGUAAAAAUUUCUCUGACCCAAGUCCUUGACAAAAGUUUGCGGUUUGAUCAGGAUGUCUAUAGGGCAGCAGUGAAGGAGAAUUUGCAGGACAGAAAGGCACUGGUGAUCCUCGGUGUCCAGGGCAGUCAUCUGAACGAUGCCCUUUCCUACUUCCUCUUAAAUGGCACCGAUCUGUUUCACGUGGCCAAGUCGGCAGGUGUGUUGCAAACAAGAGGAGUGGCCUUUGACCGAGAGCAGCAGGACAUCCACGAGGUGGUGGUGGAAGUAAGGGAUGAUCGGGCUCCUCAGCGGGUGGCUCAGGCUCUGGUCAGAGUCUCUGUUGAGGACAUCAAUGACAACCCUCCUGAGUUUCACCAUCUGCCCUAUUACACAAUCAUUCAAGAUGGCACAGAGCCAGGGGAUGUCCUCUUUCAGGUGUCUGCCACUGACAAGGACUUGGGGGCAAAUGGGACAGUCACGUAUGCAUUUACAGAAGAUUACACAUAUUUCCGAAUUGACCCCUAUGUUGGGGACAUAUCACUCAAGAAACCCUUUGAUUAUCAAGCUUUAAAUAAAUAUCGCCUCAAAGUCAUUGCUCGGGAUGGAGGAACUCCACCCCUCCAGACUGAGGCAGAAGUACUUGUCACUGUGAGAAAUAAAUCCAACCCACUGUUUCAGAGUCCUUAUUACAAAGUCAGAGUCCCUGAAAACAUCGCACUCUAUACCCCCAUUCUCCACACCCAGGCCCGGAGUCCUGAGGGACUCAGGCUCAUCUACAACAUUGUGGAGGAGGAGUCACUGAUGCUCUUCACCACUGACUUUAAGACUGGUGUCCUCACAGUGACAGGACCUCUGGACUAUGAGUCGAAGACCAAACAUGUGUUCACAGUCAGAGCCACGGACACAGCUCUAGGGUCGUUUUCUGAAGCUACAGUGGAAGUCUUGGUAGAGGACGUCAAUGAUAACCCUCCAACAUUUUCCCAGUUGGUGUACACCACUUCGGUCUCAGAAGGUUUGCCUGCUCACACCCCCGUGAUCCAGCUCUUGGCUUCUGACCAGGACUCGGGACAGAACCGUGAUGUCUCCUAUCAGAUCGUGGAGGACGGCUCAGAUGUUUCCACAUUCUUCCAGAUCAAUGGAAGCACAGGGGAGAUAUUCACACUUCAAGAACUGGAUUACGAAGCCCAGCAACACUUUCAUGUGAAAGUCCGGGCCAUGGACAGAGGAGAUCCUCCACUCACUGGUGAGACCCUUGUGGUUGUCAAUGUGUCCGACGUCAACGACAACCCCCCAGAGUUCAGACAACCUCAGUAUGAGGCCAGUGUCAGCGAGCUAGCCACCUGUGGACACCUGGUUCUUAAAGUCCAAGCUCUUGACCCAGACAGCAGAGAGGCCACCCGCUUGGAGUACCUGAUUCUUUCGGGCAAUCAGGACCGGCACUUCUCCAUUAACAGAUCAUCGGGUGUAAUUUCUAUGUUCAACCUUUGCAAAAAGCAACUGGACUCCUCUUCUUACAGUUUGAGGGUAGGUGCUUCAGAUGGGAUCUUCCGAGCAACGGUGCCCGUGUACAUCAACACCACAAACGCCAACAAGUAUAGCCCAGCAUUCCAGCAGCACAUUUAUGAGGCAGAAUUAGCAGAGAAUGCCAAGGAAGGAACGAAGGUGAUUGAGUUGCUAGCCAUAGAUAAAGAUAGUGGUCCCUAUGGCACUGUAGAGUAUACUAUCAUUAAUAAGCUGGCUGGUGAAAAGUUCUCCAUAAAUCCCAGUGGCCAGAUCACCACACUGCAAAAGCUGGACCGGGAAAAUUCAACAGAAAGAGUCAUUGCUAUUAAGGUCAUGGCUCGGGAUGGAGGAGGAAAAGUGGCCUUCUGCACUGUAAAGAUCAUCCUCACGGAUGAAAAUGAUAAUGCUCCACAGUUCAAAGCAUCGAGGUACACUCUGUCCAUCCCAUCAAAUGUCAGCAAAGACUUCCCGGUUAUCCAGGUGCUGGCUUACGAUGCAGACGAAGGUCAGAAUGCAGAUGUCACCUACUCAGUAGACCCGAUGGAGGAGCUGGCUGAUGAGCUCAUUGAUGUCAAUGAGAUCACUGGUGUGGUCAAGGUGAAAGAGAGCCUGGUAGGAUUGGAAAACAAGACCCUUCGCUUCAAAGUCAAAGCCCAAGAUGGCGGGCCUCCUCAUUGGGAUUCUCAGGUGCCAGUCCAGCUUCAGGUUGUCUCUAAUGAAGUUUCCUUGCCCAAAUUUUCUGAACCUCUGUAUACAUUCCCUGCAUCUGAAGACCUUCCAGUGGGGUCUGAAAUUGGGGUUGUAAAAGCAGCUGCAGCUCAAGAUCCAGUCAUCUACAGUCUUGUGCAGGGCACAACACCAGAGAGCAAUAGGGACAGUGUCUUCUCCUUGGACCAAGACACAGGAGUCCUAAAAGUGAGGAAGGCUUUGGACCAUGAGUCCACCAAAUGGUACCAGAUUGAUCUGAUGGCACACUGUCCCUAUGAGGAUACAGAGCUGGUGGCCUUGGUCUCUGUCCACAUCCAAGUGAAAGAUGUCAAUGAUAACAGGCCAAUAUUUGAGGCAGAUCCCUAUAAAGCUUUCCUCACUGAGAAUAUGCCAGGGGGGACUACAGUCAUUCAAGUGACUGCCAAUGAUGAGGACACUGGGAAUGAUGGCCAAGUGAGCUAUCGGCUGUCCAUGGAGCAAGGUAGCAAUGUUCAUGAGCUCUUUGCCAUUGACAGUGAAACUGGCUGGAUCACCACUCUCAAGGAACUUGACUGUGAGACUUACCAAACCUAUCGUUUUCAUGUGGUGGCCUAUGACCAUGGGCAGACCAUCCAGCUGGCCUCUCGGGCCCUGGUUGAGGUCUCCGUCAUAGAUGAAAACGACAAUGCUCCUCAGUUCGUUUCUGAAGACUACACAGGAUCUGUGGUGGAGAACAGUGAGCCCGGUGAGCUUGUGGCCACUCUGAAGAUCCUGGAUGCUGACAUCUCUGAGCAGAACAGACAGGUCACCUGCUACAUCACAGAGGGAGACCCCCUGGGCCAGUUUGGCAUCCACCAAGCUGGGGAUGAAUGGAGGAUCUCCUCAAGAAAGACCUUGGACCGAGAGCACACCGCCAAGUACUUGCUCAGAAUCACAGCAUCCGAUGGCAAAUUCCAGACUUCAGUCCCUGUAGAGAUCUCUGUCCUGGACGUCAAUGAUAACAGCCCUCAGUGCACACAGCUUCUCUACAUCAGCAGAGUGUGUGAAGAUGUGUCCCCAGGAGCCUUCAUUCUGAAAGUUUCCGCCACAGACUCGGACGCUGAUACCAAUGCCCAGAUCAUGUAUUCCCUGCAUGGCCCUGGGGCACAUGAAUUCAAGCUGGACCCUCACACAGGGGAGCUGACCACACUCACAGCCCUAGACCGCGAAAGGAAGGACAUGUACAGCUUUGUUGCUAAGGCGACAGAUGGAGGUGGCCGAUCCUGCCAGGCGGAUGUGACCGUCCACGUGGAAGAUGUGAAUGACAACGCGCCAAGGUUCUUCCCGAGCCACUGCACCGUGGCUGUCUUCGACAACACCACAGUGAAGACCCCUGUGGCUGUGGUGUUUGCCAGGGACCCUGACCAAGGUGCCAACGCUCAGGUGGCUUACUCUCUGGCCGAUUCCGCCGGAGGCCAGUUUUCCAUCGACCCCGCCACCGGCGUGAUCCGGCUGGAGAAGCCCCUGCAGGCGAGGCCUGGGGCGGUGCUGGAGCUCACGGUGCGCGCCUCGGACCUGGGCGCCCCGAUGCCGCUGUCCACGCUGGGCACCGUCGCGGUCUCCGUGGUGGGCCUGGAAGACUACCUGCCGGUGUUCCUCGCCGCAGAGCACGGCCUGCAGGUGCGCGAGGACGCCCCGCCCGGCGCCCAGGUGUUGUCGCUGGCCGCCCUCGCCCGCCCCGGGGCCCAGAAGACGGGCUACCGCAUCGUGGGCGGGAACGAGCAGGGCCGCUUCCGCCUGGACGCCCGCACAGGGAUCCUGUAUGUCAACAGGAGCCUGGACUUUGAGACAAGUCCCAAGUACUUCCUGUCCAUCGAGUGCAGCCGGAAGGCCUCUUCCUCCCUCAGUGACGUGACCACAGUUGUGGUCAACAUCACUGAUGUCAACGAGCACCGCCCCCAGUUCCCCAAGGACCUGUACAGCACGAGGGUCCUAGAGAAUGCCAUCGUGGGUGAUGUCAUCCUCACAGUGACAGCGACUGACGAGGAUGGACCCCUAAACAGCGCCAUCACCUAUAGCCUCGUAGGAGGGAAUCAGCUUGGGCACUUCGCCGUCCACCCCGAGAAGGGGGCGCUGCAGGUGGCCAAGGCUCUGGACUGGGAACAGACACCCAGCUAUUCCCUGAAGCUGCGGGCCACUGACAGUGGGCAGCCCCCGCUGCAUGCAGACGCAGACGUCGAUGUCCAGGUGCUCGACAUCAACGACAACCCACCACGGUUCUUCCAGCUCAACUACAGCACUGCCGUCCAGGAGAACUCCGCCAUCGGCAGUAAGGUCCUGCAGCUGAUCCUGAGCGACCCCGACUCCCCGGAGAAUGGCCCCCCCUACUCAUUCAGAAUCACUAAGGGCAACGAUGGCUCCACCUUCCGAGUGACUCCAGAAGGGUGCCUGGUGACGGCCGCGGGCCUGAGAAGGAGGGCUCAGGAGGAGUACCAGCUGCAGAUCGAGGUGUCAGACAGCGGCAUCCCUCCCCUCUCGUCCUCCACAUGGAUCAGCGUCCACGUCCUGGAGCAGAGCCACUACCCACCUUCCGCUCUCCCUCUGGAGAUCUUUAUCACCGUCGGGGAGGAAGAGUUCCAGGGUGGCAUGGUGGGUAAAAUCCAUGCCACGGACAGAGACCCCCAGGACACCCUGACCUACAGCCUGGCAGGAGAGGCCUCCCUGGGCAGGAGCUUCUCAGUAGGUGCAGCCGAUGGCAAGAUUAUCGCCACCCCGGGGCUGCCCCGUGGCCGCUAUCUGUUCAAUGUCACUGUCAGUGAUGGGACCUUCUCGACCACCGCGGGCGUCCACGUGCAUGUGUGGCAUGUGGGGCAGGAGGCCCUGCAGCAGGCCCUGUGGAUGGGCUUCUACCAGCUCACGCCAGAGGAGCUGGUGAGCGACCACUGGCGGAACCUGCAGCGGUUCCUUAGCAACAAGCUGAAUGUCAGGCGGGCCAACAUCCACCUGGCCAGCCUUCAGCCCUCGGAGGCCGUGGCUGGGGUGGACGUGCUCUUCGUCUUUGAGGGGCAUUCCGGAACCUUCUAUAACCUCCAGGAGCUGGCAUCCGUCCUCACUCACUCAGCCAAGGAGAUAGAACACUCGGUGGGAAUUCAGAUGAGAUCAGCCGUGCCUGUGGUGCCCUGCCAGGGACCAAGCUGCCAGGCUCAGCCCUGCCAAGAGACAGUGCACCUGGACCCCAAGGUUGGGCCCACGUACAGCACAGCUAGGCUCAGCAUCCUCACGCCGAGGCACCGCCUGGAGAGGAACUGCGUCUGCAAUGAUACUGCCACAAGGUUCUCGGGUCAGAGCUACGUGCAGUACAGACCCAUAGCGGGGCAGCACUGGCACAUCCAUUUCUACCUGAAAACUCUCCAGCCGCACGCCGUGCUCCUGUUCACCAACGAGAUUUCCCUGAAGCUGGCCCAUGGAGUGCCCUGGCUGGAAUACCACUGUGCAGGUGGUUUCUAUGGAAACCUCUCCUCCCAGCGCCAUGUGAAUGACCACGAGUGGCACUCCAUCCUGGUGGCGGAGACAGAAACUUCCCUUCGCCUGUCGGUCGACAGCAUAGGCAACAUCUCCCUUGUUGUCCCGGACACGUGCCAGGCUCUGAGGCCUGAAAGACACCUCGUGCUGGGUGCCCUUGUCCUCUCUCGUUCUUCCUUGAACAUUUCCCAGGGCUUUGAGGGCUGCCUGGAUGCUGUUGUGGUCAACGGGGAGGGACUAGAGCUGCUGGGCCAUGGCAGGAAGACAGCAGGCUUACUGGACAGAUGGGCCCUGAGCCGAUGCUGUCUGCCCGGAGACCCCUGCAGCCAGAACCCUUGCCUCAACGGUGGGGAGUGCUCACAGACCCUCAGCACAGGCUAUAUCUGCAAGUGUCCCCCGCUGUUCUCUGGGAAGCACUGUGAACACAGAGAGAACUGUACUUCCACGCCCUGCCCGGAAGGGGGCGCUUGCAUCUCCUCCUCUGAAGGAGCUUCCUGUACCUGCCCACACCCGCACAUGGGGAACAGGUGUGAAAUGGAGGCAAUCGGUUGCUCAGAAGGACACUGCCUAGUCACGCCUGAGAUCAAGAGAGGGGACUGGGGACAGCAGGAGCUCCUGAUCAUCACAGCAGCCACUCUGUUCAUCGUCAUAACCACUGUUGGACUUCUCUUCUACUGCCGCCACUGCAAGUCUCACAAGCCUGUGGCCAUGGAGGACCCAGAUCUCCUGGCCAGGAGUGUCGGUGUUGACACCCAAGCCAUGGCUGCCAUCGAGCUUGACCCCCUGAGCACCAGCUCCUGCCACAACUCGAACCAGCAAGAGCCCAGCAAGGCCGUGGCUCUGAAUGAACUCAUCACUUUUGGGCCCAGCUCGAAGCACCGGCCGGUGGUCUGCAGUGUGCCUCCCAGGCUCCCUCCAGCUGCACUCGCUUCCCACUCUGACCACGAGGCCAUCAUCAAGAGAACCUGGUCAGGCGAGGAAAUGGUGUACCCAGGUGGAGCUGCGGUCUGGCCCCCUUCUUACUCCAGGAAGGAGCACUGGGAAUACCCCUGCUCUGAAGUCACCCAGGGGCCUCUGCUGCCCUCACCUCAUCACCAGUCAACUCCAGCAGGGAUCCCAGAGCCCACUGGCCUCUAUGGGGGCUUCCCCUUCCCCCUGGAGCUGGAAAACAAGCGGGCACCCCUCCCGCCCCGCUACAGCAACCAAAACCUGGAAGAUCUGAUGCCCCCGCACCCGCCGAGUCCCCAGGACCGCCUGCUUGCCCCCUGUCUCAACCAGUACACGGCCAUCAGCUACUACCACUCCCAGUUCCAGCAGGGCGGGGGUGGGCCUUGCCUGGCAGAGGGGGGUUACAAAGGGGUGAGCAUGCGUCUCAGCAGGGCAGGGCCCUCCUAUGCCGACUGCGACGGGGAGGGGGUGUCUCCCGCAGGCAGGGCCCGGUCCCCCGCGCCCCCUAACUAUGAGGGCUCUGACAUGGUAGAGAGUGACUAUGGGAGCUGUGAGGAGGUCAUGUUCUAGCUUCCUGCUCUCAGAGGAAGACGGGUAGCAGGCCAAGACCUUGGUACCUUCUUUCUGUCUUGUAGCGAAAGAGGCCAGUGUGGCUGGGAGCAGGAGGGAAGGCCCCCAUUCCCAGGCUAGGCUACCAUCCCCUGAAAUGUGCUCUUCCAGUCCCCCAGCUGGUCCCCGAGGUGGAGGGAAGCUGAGGGUAGCGCUCCAAAGCCAGCACUAGGGCCCCAGGAGAGUGGCAUGCACAGGGGCAGUUAGCCAGGGAACAGGGAUGGGUGACCUGAGAUGGGCAGGAGACAGGCUGUCUCCCGGACCUGCCACCUCUCCAUCCCAGGAAGGCAGCCUGGAGCUACACAGUGGGCUCUUCCAGGACGCAGACUUGCAGCCGCCCAGAGCUCCCUUCCCGAGGCUGCAGGUUUGUGCCCAAGAGGCAAGCACUAGCCCUCCCACAGAGAUGAGGGUCAUCUGCCACUGAGGGGCCACACGGUGUCCUCCUAGGAGCUGAGAGGCGAGCAGGUAAAAGCCACCAGAGACAUGCCUUGUGCGUGCGUUUCUUGCAUUUUUGUCAAGUGUCUCAGGCACUGUGCUAGGCACCGUGUGAGGGUGGCAAAAGCCCCCAAGGAGUAUCCCAGGUGCUCAGCCUCCCAGAAGCCCAGCUCUUGUCCCCCACACAAGAGGAAUUUGCUCCACCUCUUCAAAUCACACAACUUCCUACCAGCUCAGGCCUGCAGGAUUCUGUGGAGUACCGUGAACUUCUUUGUUGAAGAAUUCAGACCCCACAAAACUCUGGGUUCUUCUUUCCAAGUUUCCCAGGCACUUUUGGCCAAAGGCAAGAAGGAAAUGAUUCAGUUUAAAGAAAAAUUCUAUCGCACUUUUCAACCUUGCUGUCUGAGGACUUUUCCCAAAGGGAUUUUUCUUCUCUAGACACAAGGAACUCAGAACUUCCAUUCUGGGCAAGGUGAAGGGAGGGAGCUGACCAGUGGAUUAUCCGUCCCGGCUGAGCCCUGCCCUUUCCUGCCCCCUCCAGCACAGCUGCCUGCCGAUCAAGUGUUACCUGCACUGACUCAGCCCUAUGCAUGGAGGGUCAAUGUGGGCAUGCAACUACACAUGUGGGCAUCCAUGUACAGUAUGCAUGUACACAUGUGUAGUGUGUAUGUAGCGAGGAGUGGAGGGAGCAGAAGCCAGUGUGGCCUCUGGUGGCCUUGCCACUCCCUCCUCUGGCAGUCCCUCUCCCUAGUCCACUGCCUUUUCACGUGUGCUGUUUGUGGAGAAAAAGAAAUGGAGACUGUUACCCACAGGGCGGCUGCUGCCAGCGAGGGGAGGCUGUGUGGGUGAGGGCGUAGCAGUGUGUGUUGUUUGUGGUUGUGUGAUUGGGAGCAUGAGUGGUAGGAUGUGUGGUUGGCUGGUACUUUUUUUUUUUUUUAACAAUAAAGUAACUUUUUACAGUUA
Heterocephalus glaber (naked mole-rat) is the source of this 14674-nucleotide messenger RNA. It is a transcript of the gene Fat2, whose product is annotated as FAT atypical cadherin 2. Gene Ontology annotation, molecular function: calcium ion binding. NCBI's taxonomy places the organism in Eukaryota, Metazoa, Chordata, Mammalia, Rodentia, Bathyergidae. Gene Ontology annotation, biological process: homophilic cell-cell adhesion. Gene Ontology annotation, cellular component: cell-cell junction; plasma membrane. The record is from RefSeq and is a predicted model, not a curated record.